AUCCAGCAACACCCUCCUCCCCGUAUGAGGAGGGAGGCGCACGGGAGCAGAAUCGAAACCUAACAUUCAUAAAGAGAGAUCCAGACUGGAAGAGAUCACACUCUACCAUCAGAGCUGAGAGCAGACAGGAGGAGAAGAGGACUGAGCUAGAUUACCAAACAGCAGCGAUCAUGAAAACUACCACGCACAAAUGGUUCUUCAGACAUCUCCUCUGUUUCCUGGUUGGGACUUUAGUUGACUCCUCUUCCCUCCCCUCGUCCACCCUCCCCCGGCCCGUCAACACCAAGGUGGGAGAGCAGGCGGUCCUUCCCUGCAGCUGGAAGACACGCCUGGGGGAGAGGGAGAUGGAACUGCCCGCCUGCCACAUCCAGUGGAAGAACCCGGCCAACACUGUGUUCGAGCAGCUUGGCCAGCGCAAGUUUGAGGCACCCGGGUUCGAAGGCCGGGUGGGGGUCCAGGAGGAGAUGCUGGGGUCCGGGGACUGUUCCCUGAUCAUCAGGGACGUUCAGAUUAUGGACAUGGGGAGAUACGAGAGCUUCAUGGUGGUGGACGGAGCGUGGUCCACCAAAACCCGGGUGUUCAUUCAGAGCGUCAAGCUGUUAGUGAGCGACCACAAGUCCCUUCAGACUCGUGCUCCAGGCGAGGACUUGGUUCUGGACCUGCACACCAGCCACUCUGUCAGAGUCAUUUUCCAGGGCAGGAACAGCUCUGAUUGGACGGACCUGUGGAUGAAGGACGAUGAAAACAGUCAGCGUUUGGAGAAACAUCCUCUGAAAGGGCAGCUGAUCAUUAAGAGUUUGAAGAUCUCGGAUGAAGGGCUGUACAAAGUCCUGGAUGAGCACGGCCUCUCUGUGAGCACCGUGAAGCUCUCCGUGGAAGGUGAGACACCCGCUUUACCUCCCGAGGGCGCCAACUCUCCCAAACUCUCCCAAACUCAAGACAAUCAACAAUCUACAGACGGAGCUUCUACACACAGUUUCUCCGCUCUUCUCCUCUUGUCUGUUCUCGUCACGACUUUCCAAAGUCUUCAUCUUUCCUGAGAAAAUGAAAUGAGCAAAACAACUGCUCGAUCGAAACAACUGCUUGCACACUUACUAACAGAGAUGAUAUGAUUGGACUGAAGCGUAUCGCCCCUGUGUUCCUGAACAUUAGCUGGGAUCAUUUCAGAAAUGAGCCAGGUGUGCUGUGAGUUUGGGGUGUCAGGACAAAAAGACGAUUGCUUUAAAGGAUGAUUACAUUUUUAAAUUCUGAAUCCUAAAUCCUUAACAUAUUCUGAAGUCUAACAGGAACAAAGGUUUUUAAAACUUUCUGCUAAUUGGCUUCUGGCAGCAGCAACAGCCCUGAGAUUUGUCCACUAAAAGAUGUUUUUGUCCCUGACAGGCUAAGGUAGUUAUUCUUAGUGACAUCAUGACAGAAAGGAUCCCUGCACAGAAAGACCUCGCCACAUGAGACAGCCGUUAGAUUGCUCUCUGUGGAUAUACCAGACUUCUACGGAGCCCCUGAAGUCCCACAAAGUUUGAAAAUAAAAAUCCUGUCCAACAAGUCAUCAUCUCAUAUCUGUGCACAAGAUAUUAUGUUGUGGAAAAAAGUUGUCUUGUGUGUAUAAGUUACCAUCUAACUUGUGCACUCUUUUUUCUUAACUUCUUGGGACUUCAGGGGCUCCGUAGUCUCUGUUGACAGAAUCCUCUUUCUAAGCUCACAUAACACCGGAGCCUCUCAUGUACUGCUGCAUGGAUAAAUCAGUGUGCUUAUGUUAUUGUGUUGUGUUGUAAAUGAUGCGAUCGAAUACAACACAAUAACGCAGGCAAACUAUUCCAUCUAUGUUGACGUGGGGUUCCUGUGUUCUUUGAGGUUAAAUGACCGUUUCUAUUGGUUAAGUCUGGUGGCUUUAAAGAGAGUCAUGUAACGUGAACAUCAUCUGCCUCUGUAACAGAAAGCUUUCUCUCUGCAUCCUCUCUGUAACGUAGUCACACACUUGGAGUAACAACCAGAGCCUGUCAGGGACAAAAACAACAACUUUGAAUGUCUGUGUAGCUUCUCAGUCAUCCAGGUCAUUGAAGCUUCAUCCAAAGGCAGCUGGACUGGUUGAAGAUCUCAACGACGAUUCUCCUCUCCUCCGCCAAAAGACUUCUUCCUGUAAUGCACCUUCGAGCACAUUAAAAGCGCCUAACAUCUUUACCUAAUACAAAUAUGAAUAUUUUUAAAUUUGAACCUGAGUCAAAACUUGAUAUUAGUCAUAUUUGGUAAAUCUGACUGCAACAAAUCCAUUUCAUCUCCCACACAUGUGAAGUCUUGACUAUGUACAGCGAGUGAUUAAGGUUUUCAUUUACAUUUAUAUCCCCUGGGAAGUGAUGAGGGCUUUCAUAAAAAUACUCUUUAAUGAUUAAAUUAAUAUUCAAGCUUUGUUUAUCCUGCUAAAUACAAACAUAUUUGUGAUCUUUGUGUCUACACGGCCACUGAGAUCAUUUAAUUUCCAUCUAAAGACAUUUGACAGCCAAUUAGCUUUCAGUUAGCUGUGAAGGUGGCUAAUUGUUUUGUUUUAUGUGGCUUGAUUUCUGCGUUUUGUUUAAUACAGUGAGGUUUGCAACACAAAUUUGAAAGUUUCAUACUUAAGACAUCCAAAAUGUUUGUAUCACAGUGAGUCAGAAUAUCAAAAAGCUAAGUUAGCUAGUAAGAACAAUGCUAACUUAGCUCUUUUGAUACUUGGUUCUUUGUUGUUUUUUAUGUUGAAAUGAGGCUCGAUGUCGAGUUUUUUUUUUUUUUCUGACAUUAAGGUCACACAAUUUUAGUUUGAUCUUGUAAAGAUGACUCCCGAAACUUUCAUGUUGUUUAAUAACGCACAGCAAUGUAAGCCAGGCAGGAAAAGGAAUUCUAAAGUUAGCUGUAACAGAAGCUAAGUGAAAUGUUUAAAGUUGUGAGUUGUAUUAAGUUCAGUUAAGUUUGUGACAAACUUGAAAAAAAUUCAAUAUUAUAAAGAUGACAUCCAAAAGUUUCGUAUUGUGAAUUCCAAUCAAAUUGUUGUGUUAGCUAGGAAGUAGCUUUGCUAACAUUAGCCGUAAUUGUAGCUAAUCUGUGAAAUUGUUUUAUUUUGGAAUGUGGCUCGAGUUUUCAGACUAGUCUUUACAGCGGGAGGAAAAUUAAACAUUUGUUUGUCAUAUUCACCUGAUGUAAAGAACUUAAAACCUUCAACUCAGACACGACAGCCCGUCAGCGUUUGAACGUCCCACCGUGAGUAUGAUGAAACAGAAAGACAAGAAAAUGGCUGCUGUGUGAUUGUAGCAAAUGCACAUAUAUACAUUUCUGAAGUUGUGUAUUUGUUGGCGUUUUACUGUUUGCAAUCUUCAAAAUAUUAAGUUUGCUCUGUCUCCAAUAUGAAAAUAUAUCCGUCUGUGCUUGUGGUGAAUGCUAACAGAAAGUCGGGUUAACGGUAAUUGUGUUUUUGGUAAUAUUAAAGUGAUAUCUAAAAGUG
Messenger RNA from Labrus bergylta (ballan wrasse), 3469 nucleotides. RefSeq names its product Ig-like domain-containing protein (gene igldcp). The record is from RefSeq and is a predicted model, not a curated record. Gene Ontology annotation, biological process: negative regulation of T cell proliferation; cellular response to lipopolysaccharide; immune response. Gene Ontology annotation, cellular component: external side of plasma membrane. NCBI's taxonomy places the organism in Eukaryota, Metazoa, Chordata, Actinopteri, Labriformes, Labridae.